Mizuhopecten yessoensis (Yesso scallop) is the source of this 965-nucleotide messenger RNA. RefSeq lists its product as uncharacterized. Bases 96 to 965 code for a protein of 289 amino acids. The record is from RefSeq and is a predicted model, not a curated record. The transcript has 3 exons. NCBI's taxonomy places the organism in Eukaryota, Metazoa, Mollusca, Bivalvia, Pectinida, Pectinidae.
GGAAAAGGUCUUCGAAGAUGUUCGUCAUUUGAAACUAAAUCGAGUAUAUCCGAUACACCAGGACAGCAUAGCAUACCUCAGACGUUACUGUACUAAUGGCGCAUUACACCUUGACACACGCAUCACCAGGGAGAUGUGAGUUUGACAUGGCCAGUCCGACGUCUGCUUUUCGCGAUCGAACUGGCCACCUGUCCAUGUGGAGUAUAAGUAAAAUAUACCAUGACGCUGCUACUAUAGCUAUAGACCACGGGUUUAUGCCGUCAUCACGAGAUUUGGGUAAAGACAAUAUUCGCUUAUUUCUCAUCAGCGAAAAAUAUGUAAUGUCUCCAACCUUUCGUACUAAGUUCUCUCGGGCUGGAAAACUACAGAAAUACCAUGUAACCUAUACUGUGUCGGCUGUGACACCAGGAAGUGUAAGUAACAGACGGGUUUUUUCCGACACAGACACCGGAAGUUGGUUUUUGAAAUCGGAGAUUAAACUGGUUGCCGUGAAUUGGGAGACCCGCCGAUCUGCCAAAUUUCCGGAUUCGUAUUAUGAGAGCCUGAGUAAACUUGUUGACCAUGAACAUGCCUCAAUAAUGACAAGAAAACAAGACACCCUCAUUCCUCCUGAUACCGCAUUCAAAACAACUUUCCAAACGCGCUACAGUGACCUAGAUUUUAACCUCCAUGUCAACGUUGCGGAGUACUAUCGGUUUUGUUCCGAUGCUACAUCCGAAGCUUCUCUCUCCGGAUACUAUCGGCAUUUUACGUCCGACAUCGUGAAAUACACAAUAAUGCAAACAGAUGCAACAUUCCUGAGCGAAUGUGGACCGCGUGAACAAAUCGUCGUCUAUACUUGGCAGGAUGAAGACAACUUUACGAAGUUAUACUUUGCAAUUUAUCUAAAGAAGGUCAGAAUAUUUCAGUCCUGUUUUAUUUACAAUAGUAGUCUAACACAGGACAAGGUCAUGUCAAGUCUGUGA